Molecule: messenger RNA, 1938 nt
Organism: Periconia digitata
Lineage: Eukaryota; Fungi; Ascomycota; Dothideomycetes; Pleosporales; Periconiaceae
Source: the annotation of a GenBank genome assembly
CCAUCAUGUUCAGCUCCGAGAACUCGCCAUUGCGUACGACAUGCUUUGGUCAUGGUUGUGGAUUACACACCAGUACAAGUUGACUGGCACGCUGAUCAGUACUGGCGAAAUCGGCGGUUAACACCUGCUCAACUCCAAAUCCAUGACAUUCGCCUUGAACAUGGCAUACGAAGUACCGACGAAAAUGGCAUGCUGGAAAUGCGCGAAGUGUUAUCCUCCACUCUGCUCCCGGCCCUGGAGCAGAGAGAUCAGCUCGCCGAUUCUUUGAAUACAGAGGGCCUGACCAAAAAUCGUAGCGAGCAGGCCCACUUACACAACUUGGCCUCGGAGUACGGCUGGAUGCAGUGCCUGCGCAGCAAGGGAGUCCAGAAAAACAUCAAUGAUCCAGAUGAUUUGAGGAUGUGCCGAUGGAUACACAUAUCGAGCAAAUUUUCAUCGUAUCUCUCUGGCUGCUUUUUUGCCCUUUCAGAUUGGACUUCUAACCCAUCUGAGACGGUUGCCGCUUUGCAUCGGCUUGAGCAUUGCAUUCACCGACAAGAGCGCUUCUCGAAACAUGGGAGGUACUUUGCCCCCUUUUUCGAGCACCUUUUGGAUGGUGACGGAAAGACAAGCCAAGAGAAUGGCCCAAUGCUGCUCAGCGUCCCCUUCCUGGAUUGGUCUGUCGAAGGCACCCCUCCUCCAUUGAGAUUUCAGAUCGACCCGAGAGAGGGAUAUCAAUCUUCAAAAAGCUCCUCGCAUCUUUUAAGAUCAAUCUUACAGCAUUUUUAUCGCCUGGAGGACACUUCAGACCGGGAAUCUCAGCAAGUAUUCACGAGGCACAAACCCUGGCAAAACGACCGCAAUUUGGACUUGAAGGUGCGCCGUUGGUACGGACACUACCCCAAAAGCUUGAACGUGGAUGAGCUGUGGAUUCUAGUCAUAGAUUCUAGACACAUUGUCACCUUUUCGAGUAAUCAGUCGUGGAAAUCUCGCUGGCCUCCUCUGCAGUUAUCCGCACGUAUCAUGGAGAUUUCUUUCCGAGGCAUACGUAACAGUUUCCUCAAUGCUACGACCGAGCAGGACUACACGUCUACAACACAUGUCAUCACUACCCUCAGUGGCGCUUUAGGAAUGCUUCACCGGAGCUUUUGGACGGAUAUAACGCUCUGUCUGUCGGAUCGGUUUGCCAGUUAUCUUGGCCAGCUCCAGUACCGCCUGCACAGGAGCCCGAGUACAAAACUUGUGAUGGAUCUCCUGCAGGUCCAAGAAGAGCUCAACAUCAUCAUCCAGAUUAUGGGUCAGCAGAUUGAACUAGUUCAGAACCUCCAUAAUACUUUGAAAAGAGGCCGCACUAGAGCUCUGUCCCACACCUCUUCACGACACCUAAAGCAGCAUCCUACCGACUCUAUUCCCACCACUGAUUCUGCAACCUACCGCCAACUAUCCUUUAGCCAUCUCUCCGAUCCCUGUGCACAGCUUCUUGAAAAUCUCCAGCGUGAAUACACUGAUCUCUGCGACUUACGCGAGAACUCAAACUCCCUCAUCAACCGCACCAUUCAGCUCGUCAAUAUACGUCUUGAAGAUCAUGGUAAAGCCAUCCUCGUCUUCACAGUCGUCACCAUCAUAUUUCUUCCUCUUUCGUUCGUCUCCUCUUUCUUCGGCAUGAACUUCUCCGACAUUCGCGACAUGGAAAGGACGCAGAGACUCUUCUGGAUCGUCGCAGGGAGUCUUACCGUAGCGACUGUGGCCUUCUCUAUCUUCUUAGCCUUCUACGGGGGUGCUAUUGUGGACUGGCUUGUGGCGUGGCGCGACGACAGAAGACGGCGUGCUGAACGGAAAAGCAGGAUCAGAGACAGGGAAAGAGCCCGAAUGGGAGAGGGGACGGCGACUGGUUUUCGCAGUUUCGAAGUGCUCGAUGUUCUACGACCGUCGCGCAGUGAUUUGAACGGGACAUACUAA